Molecule: messenger RNA, 1593 nt
Organism: Eremothecium cymbalariae DBVPG#7215
Lineage: Eukaryota; Fungi; Ascomycota; Saccharomycetes; Saccharomycetales; Saccharomycetaceae
Gene: STB3
Product: Stb3p
Exons: 1
Coding region: 1-1593 (530 amino acids)
Biological process (GO): positive regulation of transcription from RNA polymerase II promoter by glucose
Cellular component (GO): nucleus
Molecular function (GO): sequence-specific DNA binding
Source: RefSeq, a predicted model, not a curated record
AUGUCCAAGGAAAUAUCACCACGGUCGUCGUCUAUGAGUACGAGGCGUAGUGAGUUGUCAGAGCAGGAGGAUAGGAAGAUGGUGGAGGGAAUUUCGAGCGGGAUAGGUGGGAUCGGGACAGGGAAAGUAGGUAGUAGUAAUAAUGGUACAGGGAGCGGGAGAUCGGGGCCAUUGAAUACAGCGAAUCUUGUGAUUAGCCACAAGCCUAUCUCUACAUCAUCUCCUGAGGCGAUGGCGGCAGCGCAGCAGGUGACGCCUAAGAAAUUAGCGCAAUUGUUGUUGUCUAAGGGUCCUUUGGCUAUUCGGUUCAUUACGCAGGCGUUGAUGGAGGAGAUUGCUAGCUUCAAGGAUUUGUCUGCAUCCAAACAGCGGAGGUUGAUAAUGAGUGCACUUGAGGCGGGAGAUCAGGAGAAUUCGGUUGUUUUUGCGAAGAUUGGAUGGGGUCAAUGGUCUGCGAAGUACGUUGAGCCGCACUUGUUUGUUAAAGAGCGGGAAUUGACGAAUCUGGCGAACAGUAAGGUGAAAGAUAUUGUUUCACAGGAGAGUAGGAGGAGGAGUAGUAGUAGUAAUGCCAAGAAAACAGUCAAGUCAGGCUCAUUCCUGAAAGAUAUCAAGAAGCCGCUAGCGAAUUCCGCUUCGACUGGUAUAUAUAUUGACGAGAAUGCGUUAGCCUCGGAUGAAGAUGAAGAUGAUGACGAAGACGAAGACGACGAAGACGACGAUGAAGAUAAUGAGCCACUUGACUACGAUAGGUUCAAGAGGAGGCAGUCAAGCGUGGUUGUCUCCGUAGAGUCUCCACCAGAAAACAAUAAUUCCAAUGAUUUCUUGCGAAGGCCAACGCUCGGCAAGACUCAAGGUGGCGGUGCAUCAAACAGCCGCCGUCGUUCUUCGUCAAAAAUAAGAUCUGUCUCUGUUUCCAAACCGGGAGUAUACCGGGCCACGAUAACUACCAACGAUUCCCCAGACGGUUCGGUUAGGAAGUUGGCCUCCCCUCAGAACGAUUUUCGCAGCAAGAGCAUGAUAGAUUUACCCACACCUGAGGAAAUUUCUCCUGAUGAGCUUUUAAGCAGCACAUCUACCAAAGCUACAAAGGCCACCGUUAGACGCCCCGGUGGAGCCGCCAGGCGCGACUCCAGGCUCUCUUUCAGCAAAGAAUCAUCUAUCAGAUCGACUCUGCUCUCACAUAACAACUACAACAUCGUGUCACCGCCAACACAAUCCGUCCUGGUUACCCAGACCUCUUCCUCAUCAAUAGCAUAUAAUAACCCCGAACACGAGCACCCGCCUCCUCUAAGACUCGACAACCUGCCAAAUACCCGUGACUUGAACCAUUCUGACACCGACGAAGAAGACUGGGCUAGCAUAGGCGCCCCGGCCUUACGCAACAACAGCUUGCCUUCAAACCUCUCCUCCCCAAUCCCACAACAAACGAAUUCCGCUUCUGCAUCUAAAACCCACUCAAUACAAGGCUCCCCACGCCUAAACCCUACAUCGAACCCUCCGCAGAACCGUGUUAUUCCCCAACAGCAGCAGCAGCAGCAUCCCGCAGACACAGAAGAUGCCGCCUUCCUAUUGAUGAGCUUAAAAUCCUAA